AUGCUCACGGACCUGAGUUCAAUCCAUCGUAAUAUUCUGCGCACAGAUGUCCUGCCACUAGAGAAGACCAGCGACGCUGGAGGUCUUGCUGAAAGGAUCUGUGUUCUUGUUCUACUUCUCACGUCGUGGGUUUCCUUCCUCCUACGAUUCUACGCUCGAGCAGCUAUAAUUCGAAGCUUAGGGUGGGAUGAUUUGGCACUUGGAGUGACCUUGCUUAUCUAUACUGUUUAUGGCUGUGCAACUUAUGUUGUAAGCAAAGCAAUAUCAGGCCACGGCUAUCUUCUGCCAAGUGAGAUUGAUAAACUAACACGUAAGAAGUGGUUCAGAGUGGCUGAAGUUUUAUACAUUGCUUCGAUGUUGAUGCUAAAGAUCUCAGCGGGCAUCUUUUUCCUUCGAAUCGUCGUUAGUAGAUACCAACGUCAAAUACUAUACUGCACCAUCAGCGUUGCAACCGCGUUCAAUCUGGCUUACAUGAUAUUUAUAAUCUUCCAAUGCGGCCCUCCCAGAAGUGCUGCCACAUUUCUUCUCCUCAACUUUGAAAAGAAGUGCACAAGUUCAAGUAGCCUUCUGGGGAUGUCGUAUACCGCGGCGGCUAUCUCUGCGCUUACGGAUCUCAUAAUGGCACUUCUCCCAAUCAAACUUCUGUGUCAAUCGCAGAUGUCCACGCGCGAAAAAUUAGUCGCCGGACUACUUUUGGCGCUUCCCACAAUGUAUGUCGUCUUGAAUUUUUGGUGUGAGAACUGA
Molecule: messenger RNA, 744 nt
Organism: Verruconis gallopava
Lineage: Eukaryota; Fungi; Ascomycota; Dothideomycetes; Venturiales; Sympoventuriaceae
Exons: 3
Coding region: 1-744 (247 amino acids)
Source: RefSeq, a predicted model, not a curated record